AUGCAAAUUCCCGAUUCACCCAAGUCGAAACAGCGGAGGAAGACUUUGUUCAUCCCGGGUCCGCAUUGUCAUGCGCGUCUUCCAAGAGAAUCUCCAAAAAUGGAACAAGGCCCAGCUGGCGAGACCACGAAUGUCUCGAUUCUACCAUCCCGCGGCAGUAACGCGCGGCACGUGUCGUCGAAAAAGGGCGAGAAGGAUAUCAAUCUCGUAACUUGGGAUGGCCCCGACGAUCCAGACAACCCGAAGAAUUGGACCAAGCAGGCGAGAUGGAUGGCAACACUCACAGUCUCGUUGUUCACAUUCAUCUCACCUGUAUCCAGUUCCAUGGUCGCUCCAGCGUUAACGCAAGUUUUGACAGACUUUGGACUGGACCCAAGCAAGUCGUCAGACAGAAUGCAAGCAGAACUGGCCAUGUCUGUGUUCAUUCUCGGGUUUGCCAUCGGACCUCUGGCUCUCGGCCCACUUUCUGAGCUUUUCGGUCGACGAAUCGUCCUGCAGCUCAGCAAUUUGUUCUACUUCGCGUUCAACCUCGCUUGUGGUUUCGCAAACAACACGGGCACACUCGUUGCGUUCCGCUUCCUGGCUGGUCUUGGAGGCAGUGCGCCACUCGGUAUUGGUGGUGGCGUUCUUGCAGAUAUCUGGCUGCCCACGGAGCGUGGUAAGGCUAUGGCUUUCUACUCGCUUGCGCCUCUACUCGGUCCGGCAAUUGGUCCAAUCGCUGGUGGUUUCAUUGCUCAAUACUCAACCUGGAGAUGGGUCUUCUACUCCACGUCGAUCGCAGCAGUAUUUGUUCAGCUUCUUGGCUGGUUCUUCCUCAAGGAGACAUACGCUGCCGCUGUCUUGAGCAAGAAGAAGAAGCAGCUCAUCAAGAUUACUGGGAACAAAGAGCUUCGCACUGAAUUUGACAACCCAUCUCGAAGUCUUGCAAACCACAUUGGCGUUGCAUUCAAGCGACCAUUCAUCCUGCUCUUCACGCAGCCAAUCGUGCAAGUUCUGGCGCUCUACAUCGGCUACGUCUACGGCGUGCUUUACCUGGUCUUGGCUUCAUUCCCAGUGCUGUGGAUGAGAGUCUACGGCGAAGGUCCAGCUAUCGGUGGUCUCAACUAUAUUUCUCUCGGUCUCGGAUUCUUCCUCGGAACUCAAGUCGCUGCCAGAUUCGCAGACAGGAUUUACAAGAAGCUGAAGGCGAAGAACAACGACCAAGGACGAAGUGAAUUCCGUGUUCCUCUGAUGUUCCCAGGUGCAGUCAUGGUUCCUGUCGGACUCCUAAUUUACGGCUGGUCUGCGCAAUACAAGACCCACUGGAUCGUGCCAAACAUCGGUACAGCAAUUUUCGCAGCAGGAAAUCAACUGGUCUUCCAGAAUUGUCAAACAUACCUGGUCGACGCGUACACCCGUUACGCAGCCUCCGCGAUUGCAGCAACUGCGGUCUUCCGAUCCCUGGGAGGUUUCGCUUUCCCGCUCUUCGCAGAUCAGAUGUAUCAAGCACUCGGCUACGGAUGGGGAAAUACCACGCUGGCAUUUGUCGGAAUUGCUAUUGGCUUCCCAGCGCCUUUCAUUCUCUGGUGGUACGGAGAAGCACUCCGCAAGAAGAGUACUUUCGCAGCCGGCUAGAGCUGAUAACGAGCACUUGAGAUGAAGUCACGAUUUACUAUGUCACGCAUUGCUUGCAAAAUUUCAUGAGCGAAGGCGCUUUUGCUUUGGGAGGGAUAGUGAGGGCAGAGGCAUGAGAAGCUCUCUUAUCAUUUCGUAUAAUUUUUUUUUCUUCUUCAGCAUUGCUCACUCACGAGUUUGAGCAGUUGUAUAAUGCCAGAGAUACCAAUGACCUGAAUCAACCGAGUGCGAUCAAACGAGCAAACAAGCACUGCCCACAACGGAGACAUCACUCAUCCUCGAUCCUCAAGGCUGAGCACACCAAGGGCUGUCAUCGGGGAAUCCGUGCAUGUAGGAUCAGACGCCUUUCUCUUGAGUUUCGGCAUCCUGCAUGCCACCAUUAGGCGGAGCCGCGAUACCUCUGCACGGUGACAUUGCGCAGCAGAAGGAGCAAAGCAUAUACCUAUUUUGCCAGUAUUAUUGCUGACUGCUUGCGACCUGACGUAUCGUAGAAGCAUGAACGAAUUCUGAAGUAAGCAGUAGAUAAGCAGUAUCGGAUGAUAGUUUGGAAAGAGAACAUCUAUGCAACCCC
Molecule: messenger RNA, 2185 nt
Organism: Pseudocercospora fijiensis CIRAD86
Lineage: Eukaryota; Fungi; Ascomycota; Dothideomycetes; Mycosphaerellales; Mycosphaerellaceae
Exons: 3
Coding region: 1-1614 (537 amino acids)
Biological process (GO): transmembrane transport
Cellular component (GO): membrane
Molecular function (GO): transmembrane transporter activity
Source: RefSeq, a predicted model, not a curated record